UGUACAUGACAUGGGUACAAACUCUUUGGCGGGCGCACCAGAAGUCGGCUGACUUUGCACCGGAUGAGGAUGACAUGACCAUCUUCGCAGCGCAACGGACCAUGGCAUGUAACGAGGUGUGCAAGUUCAUUGCACACACACAGACGCAGAUUAAAGCUUCGCUGGAUGGCGACAACGCCACACAGUUCAUCACACAACUAGCAAGUAAGUUGCAGCACAUGCAGCAGCACA
This is a messenger RNA of Sphaeroforma arctica JP610, 231 nucleotides long. RefSeq lists its product as hypothetical. The record is from RefSeq and is a predicted model, not a curated record. Gene Ontology annotation, cellular component: exocyst; cytoplasm. The transcript is spliced from 2 exons. Gene Ontology annotation, biological process: exocytosis; Golgi to plasma membrane transport. The annotation marks the transcript as partial. Lineage: Eukaryota; Ichthyosporea; Ichthyophonida.